UGGUAGCAAAGGAAAAUGAUGUAAACGCCCACGUUAUCUGGUCAGAGGGAAGGUGGCAGAUGAUGUAAAUAAGUGAGUAAAGGGAGGGGAAUGUGAGAUGUUGCUUUUCCCACUCAGUUUGACUUGCAAUAUUCCUUUUUCUCUCGUCUCCCUCGUUGCGUGCGUGAUUCCUUGCUUUCGGAUUUAAAAAAAAAAAAAAAAAAAAAACAGCUGAAUCUGCAAGUUAGGGUUCUUCCGACAUGAAUCUGGCCCCAAUCUCCAGCAACUAAAAAAAAAGGGAUGAAGAGACUAAGAUCCAGCGACGACCUUGAUUCCUGUAAUGAUAAGAAUGUUGACGAAGAACCUCCUCUCAACUCGGACCGCUCCCACCGGGGCUUCUUCCACAAGUCCUUCUCUCACGACCGCGACCGUGAACGCGGGGAAGAUGCCGGCUUCUCGAGAGGUUUUUCGCGUAGGCGAUCCAAUCGGGACUUUGAUAAUCAUCGAAGGAAAGAGCCGGAUGCCCGGUUCCAUCGAUCUGAGAGCGCUUGUUUCUCGAGGAGGGCUUUUCCAAAGGGAUUUCGUUCUGAGAGGGAGAGGCCCAACAGGGAAGCUAGUGUCUCUUCCUGGAGGAGGUUUGGUGGUCCUGGUAAUGACUUUGGCGUCCAAGACCGUGAUAGGAGACUAAGGGACGCUGAGAGGGAUAGGAGUCUCAUAUCCCCUUCUUGGCCCAGAGACGAUCAAUCCAAAUUCAAGCUCCUCGAUUCCAGAAAUUCCCGCUCCAGAUCCAAAUCUCUUGCUUCUCCUACAUGGUCCAAAGAUUCCGGGAGCGAGCAGUCCAAAAGUGUUGGCAAUGUUGUCAAGAAAAGCGAGGAUCAAGUGCUGGGUUCUAGCAGUAGCGAGAUGGAGGAAGGAGAGCUUGAGCCUGACCCUCAACCAGAUACCGGGCUUGCUCCUCAUACCAAAGAUGACACUCAACAACAACCUUCCUGCGCUGCUGCUGCUGACCAUAAUGACUCCAGAAUUGAUAGUAGCUUCCAGGAGAUGGAAAAAACAACCGCCGAUACCGAAAGCAACAGGGAACUCAGUCAUGUGGGUGAAAUGGAAACGGCUAAGAGCAUGACGGAUCAGAAAACUGUUGAGGAAGGGGAAAAUGUGCCUGAGCAUGCCAGUGACACCAUGCAUGUUUUGAAUGACACUUCUACAGCUUCGGCUAGUGAACUCGAGCGCAGAGUUGACACAACCAUUGCUAGUGCCAAUGAGAUUACUGAUAUGGUCGAUGAUAACGGUGAUAACAGUGACAAAAAAUUCAAGGAGAACCAUGAAGUGAAGUUGGAGGAAAGUCUUUAUCAGGAAGUCCCUCAACGGUUUCAGGUAAAAGAGUUUAAGGAAGUGAAGGAUAUCGAUGGUGAUGCCAACGAAGUGGAAGUUGAAGGCAAUGAAUGUGUUGAGGAAACUGCUCUAGCGAAUAGAACGCCUUCAGAAUACAUUAGCAUUGUAUCGGAUAGCUCGGUCCACAAACGCAAGGAUAAAGGCACAAAUUCUGAUGUCCCCCUUACUCAUUUACUUGGCAAUGCACUCUUUUCUGAAAGAAAGUCCGAGGAUCUUUCUGAAAGGGAUGAAGAUGAAAAAGAUGACAACUUCGGAGGACGGAGUAUUAGAGGGUUUCAACUCUUCUCUAGUUCUCCGGUUAGAAGAACAAAUAAAACUGAGCAGUCAAGUGUUAGUAAGCCCAAGGAUGAGAAAUUGUUGUUGGAGCCACUGGAUCUGUCACUUAGCCUACCAGAUGUAUUGUUGCCGAUUGGUGGCCAGGAUACGAAUCAGCCUCUGGGGUCACCAUUCCGUUCUGGAAGUGUUCGGUCUUUGACAGACACGUUUUGUACUAAUUCUGAUGGCUUCACCAUGUCUAUGUCGUUUUCAGGUUCCCGCUCGUUCAAUCAUAAUCCAAGCUGUUCGUUGAAUCACAAUAUUGGAGAUAAUGAGCAGUCAGUUCAUAGCCGACCUAUAUUUCAAGGUAUAGAUUGGCAGGCACUUUCUCAUAAUGAUUCAAAGUACAACGAGAAUAUAGUCUAUCAAAGACUGAUGGAAAAUGGAAGCGGUUCAGUUCAACCUCAAGCAAUGAAAGGCAUUUUAAUUUCUGGUCAGGCUGAUGAAGAGCAUCUUAGAUUGACUGAUGGGAGCUCUAACGCAGCUAAUAGACUUGAAAAACAACUAAGUUUUCAGAAAAUUAUUGAUGCUAGAUUAGCUUGCUCAAGAACCGACUCUCUUGAAAAUGGUCCAAAGUUUAAUGUUGAGAAGAAAAAAGCCAAGGACUUUUGCAGUGGUAGCAAUUCCUGGAUAAAUGGGCUGGAAUCUGGUGGGCAUGAGUUUGUUGAGACGGUCAUCGGAUACAUUCUCUCAGAUUCAAUGCAUCUGAUGACCAAGAGAUUUCAUGAGAUGCCCACUCGAUACAUAACUAGCCUGAAGGAAAACAUACGGCAGAUGAUGCUGAACAUGGAUAAGAAUGUACAACUUGGUACUUUUCAAGAUGCUCUGCAGAACAGGACUGAUAUAACACUGGAAUUGCUUACAAAAUCUCAUCGUGCUCAGUUGGAGAUUUUGGUCGCACUGAAAGUUGGGCGUUCGGAUUUCCUUCAGUUGGACAACAGCAUCUCGUCUUCCCAGUUAGCUGAGAUUUACAUGAACAUGAGAUGCAAGAAUAUUUCUUGUAGGGUUUUGGUGCCUGUGGAUGAAUGCGAUUGCAGGGUUUGUUUAAGGAAGGAUGGAUUUUGUAGUGCUUGCAUGUGUCUAGUGUGCUCAAAUUUCGAUAUGGCAUCCAACACCUGUAGCUGGGUUGGGUGUGAUGUGUGUCUUCAUUGGUGCCACACAGAUUGUGGGAUAAGAGAAUCUUACAUCCGGAAUGGGAUCAAUGAUGCUUCUGGUGCUCCAGGAAUUACUGAGAUGCAAUUCCACUGCGUCGCCUGUAACCAUCCCUCGGAGAUGUUUGGCUUUGUCAAAGAAGUGUUUCUGAAUUUUGCCAGCGAAUGGAAGUUUGAGCACUUUUGCAAGGAACUGGAGUAUGUCAAAAAGAUAUUUUCAUCAAGCAAAGACUCUAGAGGGAAACAGUUGAGACAAGCUGCAGAUGCGAUGCUGGCAAGUUUGAAAAGUAAAUCAAUAGGCCUUCCUGAAGCUUGCAAUCGGAUAUUGGGUUUCAUUUCAGACUGUGAUUCAUUCACUCCUGGUAAAACUUCUGUGCCGUUCAGUUACGAACAGCCAAAACCCAGGCAUGAGAGGGGAAGCCCUAGUAAGGACACGGCGUGGCUGAGAUCGGUGUGCUCAGAUAAACCGCAUCAUCAGCUGAAAAGGUCCGCGAGCGUAGCUGAUGUGUUCCACAGAGAGACACAAGCUGAAAUAUGUGGAGUGGAGAUUGGAUUGAAAAGGGGAUUGCCAAAGGAACCUCCUCAUUUCGAAGAACUGGAGAGCAUCGUGAGGAUGAAGCAAGCAGAGGCAGAGAUGUUCCAAGGACGGGCAGAUGAUGCAAGAAGAGAAGCAGAGGGGCUGAAACGAAUAGCAAUAGCGAAGAAAGAUAAGAUAGAGGAAGAGUACAAGAGGAGAAUAGGGAAGUUGAGCAUGGAGGAUGCAGAAGAGAGAAGAAGGUGGAGGCACGAGGAGUUGGAGGCAAUAGAGAGAGGGCAGAGAGAGUUCUAUGAAAUGAAGAUGAGAAUGGAGGAAGAGAUGAGUGGGCUUCUCACCAAAAUGGAAGUGACAAAGCAGAGUCUGGCCUUGUAAUAUUUGUAGCAGUAAUCAUAUGUAAUGUACACACAACCAUAUGUACCUUAAGAUAAAUGUAAGGUCUUGUCUUUAAUU
Camelina sativa (false flax) is the source of this 3825-nucleotide messenger RNA. Lineage: Eukaryota; Viridiplantae; Streptophyta; Magnoliopsida; Brassicales; Brassicaceae. The record is from RefSeq and is a predicted model, not a curated record.